GUACCUGACUCACUUGCAGUGUUGCCUACUGCGGGCAGGAAGUACAACACUUGCCCAAUUUUUGAAAAUAUAUAUUAUUAAUGUUAAUAAUUUAAUUUUUAUUAAUUAAUUCAUAAUUUUUUUUUUGUUUUAAAAAUUAUUUGUGCAUUUAUCUAAAAUUUUAUUUCUUUAUUGUGAGUGAUUAAUAAUAUUAAACAAUUAUUAAUGAUUUAUUUGUUAAUGGAAAAUAGAAAAUAUUUUUACAAAAUUUAAUUAUUAUUUAUUUAAGAAAUUUUUUUUUGUUUUUUUUAAAUUUUUAAUUGUGUUUUUUUUGGUUCGUUGUAAUUUAUUUUUAAAUACUUGACUUUUAAAAUGUAUAUUACUACGCAUGGUGGGUGACACUUGGGGGAGGUGUCCCUUGGAGUUUUUAAAUUGACCGGGAAAAUUAUUUUUUUUAGUUUUUUUUUAUAAUUAAAAUUUAAAUAGUUUUUUCUUAUUUUUUUUUUUCGUUUUGUUUUUUUUUUUAUUUUUUCGUUAAACUUUGAAAAAAGGGUGGGUGUUUUUAUUUUUUUACAAGUUUUUUGGAAGAGUUUAAGGUAAUUGUUUUUUUGCAAGAAUUUUUGGUGUUUUUUUUUUCUUUAAUUUGUGUAUCUGGCUACAUAUCUAGGCUCAUAUUGACCAGAAAUAUUUUUAUUUUAAUUAUUAUUUUAAUUGUGAUAAGUUUUGGGGGUGAUUAUUGAUAGUGUUGUGAAUGGAAUAAAAUUAGGUGCCUAAAAAUGUAUCAAUAAACUAGUGCCUAAUAAUUCGUGCAAUAACGAAUAAAUGUUUUAUGAAAAAAAAAUCAACAAAAAUCAAUGAGUAAUUAAAAAGGGUGAAUAAUUUUGAAAUAAAAAAAAAUAUAAAAAAAGUGAAAUAAAAAAAUGUAACAUCACAAAAGUUUAUAAAAAUUGUGAAAAAUAAAGCACAGCUAUAAUAAUAAAAACAGUUUUAAAAUUUAUAAAUUGAAUUAAAAAUAUAUAGACAUGUCUCAAAUAAUGCUUUGCAAUCUUGCAAACACCUCAAAUGCAGGAAAUGAUACAAAUAAUAACGUAAAUACAAAUAGCAGUAUGGAGGACGACGACUCUUAUACACUGCCCACAAUUUAUCGGGUUCGUGCUCCAAUAGCAAGUUUAGAUUGCAUGGAAGAAUUUAAUGGUGGUGUAUCUGCCAGUACAACACAGCAAAGUACUAAAGAACAAUUAUUAUCAGCAUGUUUGUCAGCACAGGGACAACGUUCACAACCAUCACCUGGUAUCAGAUAUCGUAAUUUGGGAAAAAGUGGUCUUCGUGUAUCCAACGUUGGACUGGGUACAUGGACAACAUUUGGUGGUAUCGGUGGAUGUAAUAACGAGGAAGCAGCCGAGGCUGUUGUGGCCUUGGCCUACGACAGUGGUAUCAAUGUGUUCGACCUCAGCGAGGCCCACAGUGGUCACCGUGCCGAAACAGAACUUGGACGAAUCCUAUUACGUCGUGGCUGGCGACGUUCCAGUUAUAUUGUUACAACCAAAAUAUACUGGAAUACCAAAUCAGAAGGACGUGGACUGUCUAGAAAACAUAUUAUUGAAUCCGUUCAAACGUCAUUAGCAAGACUUCAGUUGUCAUAUAUUGACAUUGUUAUGAUACACAAGGUCGAUCCAAUGUGCCCAAUGGAAGAAAUUGUACGUGCAAUGAAUUAUGUUAUUAGCAAAGGCUGGGUAAUGUAUUGGGGUACAUCUAGAUGGACACCAGUUGAAAUAAUGGAAGCAUAUACAAAUUGCCGACAAUUUAAUUGUGUUACACCAAUUGUCGAACAAGCUGAGUAUCAUUUAUUCUAUCGAGAUAAACCAGAACUCUACAUGCCUGAAUUAUACAAUAAAAUUGGGGUUGGUCUUAUGGCAUGGUCAACAGUUACAAUUGGAAUGGUAUCAUCAAAAUCAGAAGAUUGUGGAAUGUCUCUACUUUCACGUUCUUCCUACAAGAAUAAAUAUUCAUCGUUCAGUUGGACAGAAGAUGAAACACAAUCCCUCUACAAAGAGGGUCGUCGUGAUGUUGCAACACAAGAAGUUAACUGGAAAGAUAAAAAUCCAGAUGAAGAACCAAGAAAAUAUUCUGAUAAAUUUCGUGAUGUUUGUGCAUUAGCUGAAAGACUUGGUUGUUCAUUUGGUCAAUUAGCAAUAGCAUGGUCAUUAAAAAAUGAAAGUGUACAGUGUCUUCUUCUUGGUGCAUCAACAAUUGAACAAUUAUAUGAAAGUCUUCAAAGCCUUCAACUUAUACCAAAACUUAAUACAAAUAUGAUGAAUGAAAUUGAGCGUAUAUUAGAAAAUAAACCGUCCCGGCCACCAAUGAUAUCAACGCUAGCGCUUAGAUGACAAUCGAUGUGCCCCCAUGGAAGUAAUGGGGGCUCGAUGGAGGAUGGUGCUGGAAGUCCAAAAACUGAUGUAGCACAAAUAAAUGAACCGGAAUCGACCAAAGAUUUGACCAAUAAAGUACCAUUUUGUGUUAUACAGUGAGACAUAUUUUAUUAUGUCAAUGUUAUACCAUCCAAUAUCGUUCAAUUUAAAAAUUUAUCUAGUCAUUUAUUUUAUUUAUUUAUAACAAUAAAAAAAAAACUAAAUCUACUACUCAAUAAUUAUUAUUAAUGAUACUAUUAUUUUUAUUUUCUAUGACAAUACAUUGACGUUUCUAUAUCGAAAUGAAAUUUAAAAAAAAGUAUAAUUAAAUUCUAAAUGAAAAAAAAAAACACACGAAUGACGUCAUGAUAAUUAAUUAAUUUAUAAAUAAAUUUUGAAAUAAAAAAAGAGAUAAUAAAUAAUUAAUCUUUUAAUUAAAAGUUUGAAAAUGAUAUUAAUUAUUAAAUCAAACUUUAUUUUUAUUUUUUUUUCUCUAAAUAAUCAUUAAAAAUAAUACUAUAACGAGUUCUUGUUUAAAUUAAAAUAAUUAUUUUUUUUUUAUUUUUAAAUUAAAGCUUUACUGUGGUUUUAUAGAAAAAUUAAAUUAUAUUUGAUUGUAUUUAUAAAUUAAAUUAUAGAUUAUUUAACAAAAAAUUUUUUUAGAAAUUAUGAGUAAAAUUAAGUAAUUGAUUAUUGAUUCAUACGAUUUUGAAUCUUUGAUCAUUUUUAUUUUUGAUAAAUUCAAUGGGAUAGAUGAUAAAAAAAAAAUAAUAAAAUAAGAUUUUAGUGUAUUUAUUAUUUUUGAAUUUUACUUGAUUUAAUAUAGUAAUGGAAUUUAGUAAGAGUUAGAAAUUAUUAAGAAAAAUAUUUGAUGAGUAUGAAGAAUGAAGGAAAUAAAAAAUUAAAAAAUAAAUUAAUUACGAAAUAAAUUAAUUAAAAGGUGUGGACUUGAAAUAAAAAAUUUGUUCAAGAGUGCUUAAUCGUCCAACGAGCACUAGUCCCUCCAAUAAAUAUUUCUAAUUUUAUUCAUUGCUCACGUUUAUAGAUCGCUGUAGAAUAAACGAUAAUUAGUAAAAAUAAAAAAUAACCAUACGAUAAAAAAAAAAAAAACAAAAAAUUUAAAUAACUUUGUCAAAUAGCAAGAAUUAAAAUAAAAAAUAAAAGUACUUAUAUAAUGCUAUAAAUAAAUUCACCAUGCGAUUAUCGAAAAUUUAAAUUAUUUAUCAGUGAUAAAAAAAUAAAAUAAAUGAUAAAUUUCUAGUCGAUGAUAAUAGGGUAAAACGUUAAUAACAAAUUCAAUAAAUAUAAUAGGUAAAAAAUAAAUAAUAUAAUUGAAAAAUAAAUAAAACCAUUAAAUCCUUAAAUAAAAAAAAUUAUAAAUAUUAUUUCAAAAAUAAUAACUCGUUUAAAAACAUGAAUAAAUAAGGUAAUAAAUCGCGCAAAUGACUGGCAAUAAAUUACAAUCCAAUGCCUGUUUGCUUGAUAAUAAAAAAAAAAUAAAAGGAACAAAAAAAUAAAUAAAGAUAAUAUUAUGAAAAAAUUUAAACUAAAUAGAUAUUUAAAAAAUAUUAAAAAAUAUUUUCCACGUAAGAAAGAAUACUAGGGCAUAGGAGGAUUUUCAAUUUAAUAUAAUAAUAAAAAUUAUUUAAAAAAUAAAUUAAUAAUACGUUGAAUCGCAAACUAACAAUAUAUUUUUUAUCGCAAAAAAAAAAAUCUAAUAUUAAAAUAUAAAAAUUGAAUAAAUAAAUGAAAAAAAGACGAAAAAAAAAAAAAAAAGGUAGAAAAAUUCUAUAGACUGCCUUAAGAUCAUGAUGAAUAAGAAAAAAUUUUAAUGAAAAAUAUUAAUAAUUAAUAAUAAAUUUAAUAAUUAAAAUAUUUAGAAAAUGACGAUUUACAUUUCGUUAGAAAUUUUUUUCAAAGAAAAAUUAUCUUUGGUCUUUCGCCAAGCUUUGCAGCCUUCUUAGAUUUAUACAUGCAUAAAUCCCUCGGUAAAUAAACCGAUUUGAUAAAAAAAAAAAAA
Messenger RNA from Aphidius gifuensis, 4407 nucleotides. RefSeq names its product voltage-gated potassium channel subunit beta-2 (gene Hk). Gene Ontology annotation, biological process: potassium ion transport; regulation of potassium ion transmembrane transport. Gene Ontology annotation, molecular function: voltage-gated potassium channel activity; potassium channel regulator activity; transmembrane transporter binding. Gene Ontology annotation, cellular component: voltage-gated potassium channel complex; cytoplasm. NCBI's taxonomy places the organism in Eukaryota, Metazoa, Arthropoda, Insecta, Hymenoptera, Braconidae. The transcript has 10 exons. The coding region runs from base 1002 to 2366 and encodes 454 amino acids. The record is from RefSeq and is a predicted model, not a curated record.